Molecule: messenger RNA, 2267 nt
Organism: Xiphophorus hellerii (green swordtail)
Lineage: Eukaryota; Metazoa; Chordata; Actinopteri; Cyprinodontiformes; Poeciliidae
Product: basic leucine zipper and W2 domain-containing protein 1-A-like
Exons: 12
Coding region: 116-1375 (419 amino acids)
Cellular component (GO): membrane; cytoplasm
Molecular function (GO): protein binding
Source: RefSeq, a predicted model, not a curated record
GCGCGCUGACGUCUACCGUUUCCUCUUCCCUGUACCCGAUUGAGCUGCAGUCCAAUUAUACCAUACUUUUUCUACGGGCUGUUUUUGAUCCAAAAAGGAAUUUCGAGUGUCUUUUAUGAGUAAUCAAAGGCAACAGAAGCCUACGCUAACAGGCCAGCGUUUCAAACCUCGAAAAAGAGAUGAAAAAGAGAGGUUUGACCCAUCCCAGUUUCAGGAAAGCAUUGUGCAAGGUCUAGAUCAAAGCGGCUCUGAUCUGGAAGCUGUCGCAAAGUUCCUCGAUGCCUCUGGUGCCAAGCUCGACUACAGACGAUAUGCCGAGACUCUGUUCGACAUCCUGGUGGCUGGAGGAAUGCUGGCCCCAGGUGGUACUCUGUCUGAAGACAUGACCGGCACAGAUUUUUGUGUCUUCAAAGCACAAGAGGACAUGGAGACCAUGCAAGCAUAUGCACAGGUCUUCAACAAGCUCAUCAGACGUUACAAAUACUUGGAAAAGGGAUUUGAGGAGGAAAUCAAAAAGCUGCUGCUGUUUCUCAAGGGCUUCACGGAGGCUGAACGCAACAAACUGGCCAUGCUCACGGGUAUUCUGCUGGCCAACGGCAAUCUCUCUGCAUCCAUUCUCAGCAGUCUCUUUAAUGAAAACGUGGUCAAAGAAGGUGUUUCAGCCUGCUUUGCCGUGAAACUCUUUAAAUCCUGGCUUUCCGAGAAGGACAUAAACUCAGUUGCUGGCAGUCUUCGGAAAGUUGGCAUGGACAACAGACUUCUGGAAUUGUUUCCUGCAAACAAACGCAGUAGUGAGCAUUUCACCAAGUACUUUGACGAUGCAGGACUAAAGGAGCUUUCAGACUUUGCCAAAAACCAGCAGUCUAUAGGUGCGCGUAAGGAGCUACAGAAAGAAAUUGAAGAUCAGAUGUCACGAGGAGACUCCCUCAAGGACAUUAUCGCGUACACCCGAGAGGAAAUGAAAAAGAGCAACAUCUCAGAGCAGACAAUGGUUGGACUGAUUUGGUCCAGCGUGAUGAGCUCCGUGGAGUGGAACAAGAAGGAGGAGCUGGUCGCAGAACAAGCCAUUAAACACUUAAAGCAAUACAGCCCACUGUUGAAGGCUUUUACCUCCCAGGGAUAUUCUGAACUCACACUUCUGCUAAAGAUCCAGGAAUACUGCUAUGACAACAUCCACUUUAUGAAGGCUUUCCAGAAAAUUGUUGUUCUGCUCUACAAAGCGGAUGUCUUAAGUGAGGAAGCAAUUCUGAAGUGGUACAACGACGCCCAUUUGCCCAAAGGAAAAAGUGUUUUUGUGGAUCAGAUGAAAACGUUUGUUGAAUGGCUUAAAAACGCAGAGGAAGAGUCCGAAUCAGAGGAAGAAGAAACAGACUGAGGACAAAUUCAAUGCAUUACUUCAAUUUAACUAUACACGAGAUGCUGUCAACGGAUUCUUCUUCCUUUUUUUUUUUUUUUUUUACAGAAGUCCCCCUACGUUUUUUUAAUUCUCUACCUCUGCAUAUCAACUGUCAUAGAAGGGCUUUAAUAUUCUUCGGACUUGCUUCCUCUAUAAAUCAAUACUUGUACUUCUCUUUAUAUUUCUUAUAGACACAGUCUCAGUGCCAGACGGAGCUGAAUGGGUAUAAACUAUUCUUUUCAAACAAGUUUUUCUUUUCUUUUUUUUGUGAAAGGCAAUUUCCUUCUAAAUUAUCCGGUUUAAGAGAUUUCAAAGUUUCUGUCUUUAGUCAGUUUGCCAGAGGUCCUUAUGUGUAGCUGUGACAUGCUGGUCAAGCAAAAGACAAACUGUUUUCUGACCUCAUUUUAGAUCUCUGCCAAUGAUGUGACAACAUUGAAUUUACUGCCGGUUUUUAGAUUCAGCCUUCAUUAUUGGUAAUGGAGCUAUGCCAUUUUACACAAUCAUGUUAAUGGUGGUAAAUAUUGCCCCUCAGAAUUGUUUUAGUUUUUCCGGAAAAUCUUAUGUCAUUUUUGUAGGGUUUUACUCUUAAAUCACAAAUUUUAAAAUAAAGAGAAAGAAGCUAUCGUCCUGAAUGUAGUGUUUGUUUCUGCAUGUUAAAAGGCAAAAGCAGACACCUUUAACUGUUGAAAUUUUAUUAGGAUACAGCCAUGUUUUCAAUUUAUUUACCCUAAAAUUCACAACAAUAAUAGUUCAAAGUCUUCAUACCGGUUUGGAAAUAAAAAAAGAGCCUUUUAAGAAUUUUGAUGCCUCGAAAACGGUUUCUUCCAUAUUUAACUUGUAUUGAAUUAAUUUUUUUUCCAAUCACCUCUGA